GGUCUAUUUUGUAGAUAAACCUAUUUUAUAUAUAUAUAAUAUAAUAUAAUAUUUUUAUAUAUAAUAUAUAUAUAUAUAUAAUAUAAUAUUUUUAUACCACCUUAUUCUUAGCAGUGCCUCGGUAGCACCUUCAAUAUCUGCCAACCCCACAGUAAGCGUUAAAAAAUGUUUUUCCUUUUGCCAUCUGGCAGAGCCAAGCUUUUCCGGUUAAAGUUAUGUCGCGUCUGGUUUGGUAUAAAAACUCUCGCUGCCAUCUGUGGUCGUGUCAGUUGUGGAUUUGCACUAAACCCACUAGUUAACCCAAGCGGAGUGUUUUAAGCUAUGAAAGCCUUUGUGUGUCUCCUGCUCAUCGGAGUGGCCAGUGUGACGGCUAAGCCUAAGCCCGGCGGAGGAGGUGGCUGGUCCUCUGGAGGAGGUGGAGGCGGAUGGUCAUCAGGAGGUGGUGGCGGUGGUGGUGGUCAUGGAGGCGGAGGAGACGUGCAAAUUAUUAAAGUGAUUACGGAGAGUGGAUCUUCUGGAGGCGGCGGAGGAGGAGGUGGCUGGUCCUCAGGGGGUGGCGGCGGGGGCGGAGGUGGAUGGUCUUCUGGAGGUGGCGGCGGUGGCUGGUCCUCAGGUGGAGGCGGCGGAAGCGGAGGCGAUGUUAAACUCAUCAAAAUCAUAAGUCUCGGAGGCGGCGGAGGAGGACAUGGUGGUGGUGGAGGAGGCUGGUCUUCUGGAGGAGGAGGAGGAGGUGGCGGUUGGUCAUCAGGCGGAGGUGGUGGUCACGGAAGCAGCGGAGGUGGCGGCACCAAGGUUAUAAAAAUCAUCAAACUGAGCUCUGGCGGCGGCGGCGGCGGCCAUGGAGGCGGCGGUGGCGGCGGUUGGCAGCCGGCUGGAGGUUGGGCCUAAAAUCUUAGUCCAAUCCUAGAAAGUUGUCAAAUCAAUCUUUAACCACUUUUGUAAAUACUGUACAUACAUAUGUAUCCAAAAUAAAAUUUUUUUUGUUAUUACGUUA
This is a messenger RNA of Drosophila santomea, 994 nucleotides long. Its product is annotated as putative glycine-rich cell wall structural protein 1. The record is from RefSeq and is a predicted model, not a curated record. Lineage: Eukaryota; Metazoa; Arthropoda; Insecta; Diptera; Drosophilidae. The transcript has 2 exons. The coding region runs from base 322 to 888 and encodes 188 amino acids.